UAUGUACAAACUGUUGGAUGACAACAGGAUGAAAUGUCAACUGGAAAACUUACUUGUAAUAAGCAUUUAACAUCAAGAUUUAUUAUAAAGAGUGAGAAAAAACAUCAUGACCUAACAAAAAACAAAAGAAGAGGAAGAUAUAUCGCUUUAGAAAUGAGGAGCAAAAAGGCAUGAGUUAGUUGUACAUUAUGGAUACCAGUAUCAGUGGUCAAUCGUCCACCUCUGAAAGGGACGACAUUGAAUGCCAGCUACAAUAUGAAAAUGUUGGAUCUGUUAUGUUCCAAAAUGAAAUGCAUGCUGGGAAUUUUCUGAAGGAAAUGAACUUACUGUAUGAAGAUGAUUUGCUGAAGGAUAUCACUCUUUGUGUUCAAGGUCAAUCAUUGUCUUGUCACAAGGUUGUUUUGGCUGCUGCUAGUCCUUACUUCAAGGCAAUGUUUACAUUAGAUUUAAAUGAAAGUAAACAAUCACAUAUUGAGUUACAUGAAAUUGAUUUUGAAUCUGUUAGUUUUAUUGUUGACUAUUCUUAUACCGGUUCCAUAAAUAUUCACCAGGAUAAUGUACAAAAUCUAUUAGGAGCUGCUUCCCUGUUUCAGAUUUUACCAGUUCAAAAAGCUUGUGCAAAAUUCUUAGAAACACAAGUUGAUAAUUCCAACUGUAUAGGUAUAUUCAAUUUUGCACAUAUUCAUAAUUGUGAUAGUCUACGAUUAAAGGCCAGAGAACACAUUGAGAAGAAUUUUACAGAAGUUUGUCGUGGAGAAGAAUUUUUAUGUCUGUCAUUAGAUAAAGUAGAAGAUUUGAUAUCAAGUGAUGAAUUAAAUGUUGAGCGUGAAGAGAUUGUGUUUGAAGCAGUAAUGACAUGGAUUUCCGAGAAAGAAGAAGACCGACGAUCUUUUAUCGGUGGUUUGUUGCCGCAUAUUAGACUUGGACUUUUAUCUGUCAAAUAUCUGAAAGACAAUGUCAUGAACAAUAAAUAUAUUCAGGAUUCAGAUACUUGUAUUAAUCUUCUAGAAAGUUUGAUUAAGUUAGAAAGUAAUCCUGAACUUUAUUGUGGGAAACACAACUUCAGUCUGGCCUUGAGGUCUGGAAUGAUUAAACCUGAGCACUGCCUUCUAUUUGUGGGAGGGACUGAUCAUGGUCGCAGGAACACUUCUAUUAAUUGUUACAAUCCUUUAACUAGAGAAACAUUUUACAUGGAAGAUUAUCCAACAGCCAAACGCUUAGGAGAUUAUGAAGUAGAAGAUUUAUCGUGUGUUGUUACCGAACAAGGAAUGUUAUACUCUGGGGGAGGUAACUACAUUUAUCAUGACUUCCCUUCAGAACAUUUUGAUUCUGAUGAUUCUUUUGAUGAUUUAGAGGAGAGAAUUGUUAGAAAAGACUUCUAUUGCUAUGACAAUGAUCAUAACAAAUGGCUAUCAAUGGCACCAAUGCUGUUCCCAAAGUCAAACUUUACUUUGGCAAGCUUGGGCAAGAAAAUCUACUGUUUUGGUGGAGUUACAGAGAACCAACAUCCAACAGAAAUUAUUGAAGUUUAUGACAUUGAAAAGAAUCGAUGGAGUUAUCAGGGAAUGUUACCUACAACCCUUGUAGACUUAUGUUCAGUUGUAUACGAUGAGUAUAUAUUUCUGUUAGGUGGAAGAACAGGUGUUGGUGCUCAUAACCUUGUUGUAAUGUAUCACCCAACGAAAGGAAACUGGAUUUCCAGAGCAGGGAUGCCAACUCCACGAUUUAAAUUUGGUGCGUGUUUAGUACAUGGUGAGAUUUACGUAGCAGGAGGUCAGAUUUAUUCACACGCCUCCCAGACAAUAAGCAGAGAAGCUCUGAAAUCAGUAGAAAUAUUUAAUAUAUCGGACAAUCAGUGGCGACAGGGUCCAGAUUUACCAGACGAGAUGUACAAUGUAGGACUAAGCAUGGUAAACGGUGCUCUGUAUUGUAGUGGGACUGUAGAAUAUAGAAGGUUAACCAGAAUAUGUCGCUAUAACAUUGUGUGUAAACUUGACUUUUCUACAAAUCGUUGGACAGUUAUAGAACAAUUGUUGAGUACUUGUCAGAACUUCCAUUGUAUAUCAGCCAGACUCCACACACGGAAACUUUCACAAGUCUUCCGACCUGAUGUUGAUACAUAGCCUAAAAUAUACGUCAUGUACGUUAGGAGGAUUUUUUUAUUUUUAAAAAUGUACAACAAACUGUUCUUAUGAAGUUUUUAUUUAUGCUGUGUCUGUAUAACCAAUGAUAAAAAAUCUAUGCAUUUCUUGCAUUAUAACAUUAUUUUUACCUGUUUACAACAAAUUAAAUUUUAAAUGUUAUCUGAUUGAAUAGACAACAUAUAAAUUAAAGUAACAAAAUUUAAAGCACAAGUCAUAGUUAUAUGAAACUGUUUUAUUUUUCAAAUUUUAUUUGAUAUUGAUCUUAAAAAAGUAGAAUUUGAUUGUAAGAAUUUUUGUUUUUCCUUACUUACAUGUAUAUCAAUGUUACUAGAAUUUUUUCUAUUUCCAAUAGCUUGAAUGUUUACCCAGUUGCUUAUAAUGAAAGAAAUAGUUAAAAUUUUUACUUGAAAAUGUGUUUGUAAUUCUUAAAGACAGAUGAGUUAACUAGUACAACUAGAUACAACAUGUACAAAGUACAUUUGAAUUUGAUCUAGUCAUACUAUUCUUUUAUCAUAUGUAUCAUGUUUAUUGGUGAAACUUAUAAAACAAAACUAUCUUUAAGGUGCCAAAUGUGUAAUAAAUCUUGUGACUGACUUUAUUUGAACAAAAAUAAAAGAAUUAUGAACAUUAUGAAAUGAGGGUAAAUAGAUAU
This is a messenger RNA of Mytilus trossulus (common blue mussel), 2796 nucleotides long. Its product is annotated as kelch-like protein 28. The transcript is spliced from 2 exons. Lineage: Eukaryota; Metazoa; Mollusca; Bivalvia; Mytilida; Mytilidae. The coding region runs from base 189 to 2123 and encodes 644 amino acids. Gene Ontology annotation, molecular function: protein binding. The record is from RefSeq and is a predicted model, not a curated record.